Protobothrops mucrosquamatus (brown spotted pit viper) is the source of this 1883-nucleotide messenger RNA. Its product is annotated as suppressor of cytokine signaling 3. The record is from RefSeq and is a predicted model, not a curated record. Gene Ontology annotation, cellular component: phosphatidylinositol 3-kinase complex. Gene Ontology annotation, biological process: intracellular signal transduction; phosphatidylinositol phosphate biosynthetic process. Gene Ontology annotation, molecular function: 1-phosphatidylinositol-3-kinase regulator activity. The transcript is spliced from 2 exons. NCBI's taxonomy places the organism in Eukaryota, Metazoa, Chordata, Lepidosauria, Squamata, Viperidae. The coding region runs from base 108 to 722 and encodes 204 amino acids.
CGCUCUCCCGCUCCUCGGAGAAACCCAGGCACCGCUCGGCUUUCCUCGCCAACAAAGAUGCAGCUCUGAUAAGCGAUCAAGCUGUCCACUAGUCAAUUGGUGGCGCAAUGGUCCCCCUGUGCUGUUGCUGCCCGCCGGCAUCUGCACCAGUCGUGGUGGCCAUGACAGGCCCUGCCGUCCCUUCCUACCACUUCAAGAGUUUCUGUGGAGAGUUUGAGCGGGUGGAAAGUGCCUUGGAACGUUUGGAGGCCAGUGGCUUCUACUGGGGCAGCCUGUCAGGGGCUGAAGCCAAGCGGCUCUUGACUUCCCAGCCUCCUGGUGUCUUCCUGGUGAGAGAUUCCUCCGACCAUCAUCACCUCUUCACCUUGAGUGUCCGCACCAGGACAGGCAUCACCAACCUGCGUAUUCAGCAGCAGGACUCCGCUUUCCACCUGGAGGCCUUGCCAGGAGCUGGCCAUCCCCCAACCUUCAGUUGUGUGGUCGAGUUAGUUGAGUAUUAUCUCUGCCUUGGGGCUGUAGAAGGGGGUCCCUGCUACUUGGAGAGUGAGGGUCAACCUCCAGUGCCUUUGGCCCUCUCGCAGCCACUCCGUUGCAAGGUGCCCACUUUGCAGGAGCUGUGUCAGCGGGCUGUACGAACCAGCGUGCGGGGCAGAGGUGACACCAGGGCUCAGCUGCAGAGGCUGCCGGUCCCACAGGUAUUAUUGAACUCAAUCUGCAGCUAAAAGGAAGCACCAAAGCACCAGUUUUAAAGACCUUUUAGUGAGUGCAGAGUUGGGGGCCUUUCCCGUUAGAAUGGAUGAGCAGAGCUGAUUGUAGAUAGUGUAUUGCUGAUGCACCCCAAUUUCGUGGAAUAAACCAUCUGACAGCUAAGCCAACCUUUUCAUUGUGGAGCUAUUUAUAAUGAGCCUUCCAAAAGCUAUUGAAAAUUAUCUGAAAAAGGAUUGGCGGAGAUUAGUCAACGAUCUGGAGAUGUGUAUCCUGUAUAAUAAUCCCCUUCCCCAUUUUUCCAAGUUAGCAACUUCCAUAUUUGAAAAGCUUCUUGUGCACAGGUAGAAGUUUUUAUUCUAUCCAUAGGCAAAGCUGACUUAAGCACCUCCCACUUUUUCUCAUCUUUAGUUGAAAGGUGCACAAGUUUGUGCGAAACAAUCCCGUGACAAAUAGCUCUGCUAACUGCACAAGGAACAUCUAUGAAGUCUGCAGCAGCACCGCCCGGUAGUGAAGUCAACAAGAUUGUAUUUAGCUCCAACUAUUAUGCAUCUUUCUUUACAAACUCAGGCGGACAAAAAGAUUGUACACCCAGUAACGAUGUUUGAAUUACAACCAACAGCCUUCUUUCUCUAGAAGAUAGAUAGCCCCAAGGCCAGUCUGAAGGCAGAUUUUGAGCAAUAAGCCACACUGCACCAAAUCCCCAGCGGUCCUCUCCUCUAUUUCCACUUUGCCCACUGCGUGAUCCUGACCUCUCUCCUUCCCCCACUUCCAGUCACCGCCUUUAGUAAAGGUCAUUACUGUAACUUGACAGCUUUCAAGAAUGCUGACUCAGAAAUCAGUUACGAGAAAGAAAGAAAAAAGUUCAGUGACUUGAGUGUUUUUAUAGGCAGCCAGCAGAUAUACCACUCAAAGGCGAAGAAGAUACUAGUCUCUGAGGAAACAGAGGUUUCAUAGUAAAGGGGCAAUUCAUAGAAAAACAAGAUCUCAAACCGUGCAGCACAAAGGUUAGAAAAUGUGAUUGUAGGUGGCAGUUUUGUGCAUUUCACGCAAAACUUUCACCAAGGUAGCACAGUUCAAUGAUACUCCACUCUUAAGAACUACUCAAUUUUUAGUCCUAAAUCUAAUGUUUUUAAAACCUCCUGCUCUCAAAUAAACCUUGAUCAUCUGCAAACUGA